Molecule: messenger RNA, 2538 nt
Organism: Closterium sp. Naga37s-1
Lineage: Eukaryota; Viridiplantae; Streptophyta; Zygnematophyceae; Desmidiales; Closteriaceae
Source: the annotation of a GenBank genome assembly
AUGCCCCCCACGCUAGCGCCGCCGCCGGCGCCGCAGUGCUCGGCUAGCCUCGCGUCUCGUCGCCGCCCCCCACCCGCCGCCAGUAGAUCGCGGCUCGCCGCCCCUUCGCAACCGCUCGCAUCUCCCGUCUCCUCAUCCGCUGCGCCUUCCGCCGCUCGUUCCGUCACCGCGCAUCCCCAUGGCUCCCGUCGCUCCGCGCUCAGACCCGUUCCCGCCUCCACCGCGCGCGCAUCGACUCGGCGCGCAUUGACCUCCCCCGUGGUCCUUGACGUCCCUUCGCAGCGCGCCUCGCCGGCAGCGUGCCGUGCCUCUGCCGCCAGUGCUGCGGAUGGCGCUGACGUGGCAGGGCGGCUGAGCGCGGAGGAGCGCGAGGCGGUGGGCAGUGCUGACGUGGCGAUCAUAACGAACGGGCCGGGCGAGGUGGCAGCGUGGGUGGCGCCCGUCGUGGCGUCGCUGGCGCGCCUGUUCGGCCCCGACCCGCGCCGCCUCCGCGUCUCCGUGCGCCCCUUCCCCCCAACCCCCCCCGCGCCAUGCGCCUACCAUGCACGAACCCCGGCUUCCUUCGUGCUGCUGGCGCCGUGUCCCCACGCGUCGGGCAACGAGCUGGCGGUGCUGCGCGCCAUGCCGGGCGUGCACCGCUGCACGGGCCCCCAAGGUUUCUUCCACAUGCUGCUCUUCACUCGCCCUGCUGCCGCCACUGGGGGCCAGCACACGGGCGGGGAGAGGGGGGAGGGGGAAGCCUCGGGGGGGAGAACAGACCACCAGCAGCGGCACCAAGGGGAGGGGGAGAGGGGAGGGCAGGGGCAGGGGGAGGCGGAGGGGGAGGGGGAGUGGGGGUGGCGGCGGCGGGGCGUGGUGGUGUUUCUGGGCGGCGAGCAGCUGAAUGCGGUGCUGCUGGCGCGGCGCCUGGGGUACCGCUGCCUCGUGUACGCUGAGGACGCCGCCCGCUGGCCCUGGCUGGUGGACAUGAGUGCGCUGCGCUCGCCCGUGCUGCUGCCCGCCAUCCCGCCCGCCCUGCUGGCCGCCCGCCGCGCCCGCGUGGUGGGAGACCUCUUCCUCUCCGCCGUGGCGCAGGCGCAGGGGGGGCAGGAGGGGCAGGGGGCGAGGGGCGCGCAGCGGGGAAGGGGGGACGAGGGGCGGAGAGGGGAGGAGGGGCGGGGAAGCAGAGGAGUGGGGGAGAGCGAGGAGAGUGAGGUGGUGGUGGGGCUGCUGCCAGGAAGCAAGGUGAGCGAGCAUGGGGACUUCAUUCGACGUGAAGCUGAUGGUGGGAGUGCCCUUCUUCCUCUCCGUCGCCCAUGCACUCAACACGACCUGCUCUCACAGGUGAGCCACCACGUGGGCAAGCAGGUCACCACCACCCGCAGCCAUCACCUGUCGGUGCCCACACAUCCACCACCUCCCACAUCUCUCUUCACUCCCAUCCAUUCCUUCCUCGUCCAUCCUCUUCCCCCCAUCUCCUCCCCCCUUCCCCCCAGCGCCCCCCGAAUGCGCUUCAUCCUACCCCUGGCCCCCACGGUGCAGCCGGCGUCGCUGGCUCGCUUUGCCUCGCGGCGCCACAACGCCCUCAUCGCGCGCCAUGCCUGGCUGCCCGCCCGCCUGCUGCCCCCCGCUCCCCUUGGCGCAGGGGGAGAUGCACGGCCCUCUCCGCCAGGGGGAGGGGAGGGGGUGGGGUGGGAGUAUCUGGGGAGACUGGUUGCUGGGGAGGAGGGUGGGGAGGGAGGAGACGGGGGAGCGGGUGAAGGGGAGGAGGGGAGGGAGGGAGGGGACGGGGCUCAGGAGGGAGGGGGAGUGGAGGUGGAGGUGUGGAGGGCGUUUCCCUCGUAUGCGCUGCUCUCGCAGUGCUCCCUCGCCCUCACCACUGUGGGCACCAACACUGCUGAGCUGGCAGCACUGGGAGUGCCCAUGGUGGUCGUCCUGCCCACUCUCUCGCUGGAGGUGCGUCCGUGCCCAUGCAUGCUCGCUGUGGUUCAAAUGCAGCGUAUGACUUGGCUGUCAAUGCGCUGCACUGUCCCUCCCAUGCUGCUCCCUGCCAUGCUCCGCCUUCCCUGCCUUCUUGCUGCUGCCCUUCCUUCCACUGUCACUGCCACUCCUCAUCACACCUUUUCCCCUCUCUCUCCCAUGUCCCGUCCACGUCAGCUGUUCCAAGGGGGGGCAGGGGGCGUGUUGGGGUUGCUGCCGGCACUGCUGCCAGCGGGCCCAGCAGCAGCGCUCACUUGCUUCCUCAACGCUUCGCUGCUCCGCUCGCUGCCCUUCCUCGCCUGGCCCAACCGGUGGGCGGGGCGGGAGGUGGUGCCAGAGGUGGUGGGGGAGGUGGGGCCGGGGGAGGUGGCAGCGGUGGCAGCACGCCUGCUGGGGGACGCGGCUGCACUGGAGACCAUGGGGAAGGCGCUCAGGGAGGUGGCAAGCGAGUAUGGGGGGGGCAAGGGGAGUGCUGCCGGGGAAGGCGAGGGGGAGGGUGGGGGGAGUGAUGGAGGGGAGUGUGGUGAGGGUGCAGCGGAUGCGAUCGCAGAUGAGGUGCUGAAGCUGCUUCUCAUGUAG